GUCUCAUUGUAGCAGAUUAAUGCGGCCGGAACGGCAUAACGGAAAAUAUGCGAAGCUUUGGAGCGGAUUUCUUUCUUUUUUUUCACGAUAUCGGAGAAGUUGAAUAAUUUUCAUUGAAUACUCAAGAUUUCAGCAGUUAAUCGAUGAGGUUGACUUUCUGCUGGAUGCGUCUCACCUGCAAGGCAGUGCUUCUUCUUAGAUUUUGGAGAUAACACAUCAUUAAAAGAAUGCCGUUCCGUCUGACAUACAGAUUGGCCACGAUGCUGAUAAUAUCAGCAGCUUACAUUAAAAAGACGACGAGAAGUCAAUCAACAGAUUCCUCAUCAACCCACAUCCAAACGGGAUAUUCUGGCUCUACAACCGAUGCUCCAACCCAGGAUCCUACUGGCUCUACAACCGAUGCUCCAAACAAGGAUCCUUCUGGCUCUUCAACCGAUGCUUCAACCAAGGAUCCUUCUGGCUCUUCAACCGAUGCUUCAACCAAGGAUCCUUCUGGCUCUACAACCGAUGCUUCAACCCAGGAUCCUUCUGGCUCUACAACCGAUGCUUCAACCAAGGAUCCUUCUGGCUCUACAACCGAUGCUUCAACCAAGGAUCCUUCUGGCUCUUCAACCGAUGCUUCAACCAAGGAUCCUUCUGGCUCUACAACCGAUGCUCCAACCAAGGAUCUUUCUGGCUCUACAACCGAUGCUCCAACCAAGGAUCCUUUUGGCCCUACAACCGACACCCUAACCAGUCAUUCAAAUGCAUCAACAGCAUUAUCGGGAACUCCCGAACCAAGCGCUAACAAGACAACCAUAGAACCCAAAGAGACGACAUCUAAAGGUGGAGAUUUCACAAGUCCCCCUGAGGAACUAUCGCCUGGUGCAAAAGCAGGAAUUUUAAUUGUGUCUUUGGCGGGAACUGCCGCCAUAGCAAGUGGCAUUGGAUACGCAGUGAUCCGUUGCAAAUCUUCCUCUAAGGUGACUCCUGAGAACAAUGCGAACAAGGACAUUGAACAUGUUGAGAUAGAAAGCAUAUCUAACGAUACAGCCAAACUCACUUCCCCAGAUAAUGAUUAACUAUUCAAUUCAAUUCAAUUCAGCAUUUAUUUCCAAAUUCAUUAAAAAGAACAAAAUGAGAACAAAAGUAUAUAUACACAAAGAAAAAAUAAAUAACAUAAAACAAAGCAAAGGUAUCAACAGAACAUAACUGAUACAAAAAAAUAUUGGUGAUGAUAAAAUUUUGGUUGGCACAUAAUUAUAAAAAUAUAGGUGAACAAAAUAAUGAAUGGAAAUUGGGCAUGCACAAAAAAGCCAUAAAAAGGCUUGUUAAAACGCACAUACCCAAGAAAUAUCAAUCGUUACAAAUAAAAUUCAGUAUAUGGUAUGGAUACGACAAGUACCAAAGAAUAAAUAGAGAUAAGAAUAAUCAUUUUAUUUAAAACCAAAAAAAAAAAACUAAAUUAAACAAACUUGAAACAAACUUCAAGGU
Lytechinus pictus (painted urchin) is the source of this 1473-nucleotide messenger RNA. RefSeq lists its product as uncharacterized. The record is from RefSeq and is a predicted model, not a curated record. NCBI's taxonomy places the organism in Eukaryota, Metazoa, Echinodermata, Echinoidea, Temnopleuroida, Toxopneustidae. The transcript is spliced from 3 exons. Bases 228 to 1061 code for a protein of 277 amino acids.